Sinocyclocheilus grahami is the source of this 3628-nucleotide messenger RNA. RefSeq names its product gap junction alpha-3 protein-like. The transcript has 3 exons. The record is from RefSeq and is a predicted model, not a curated record. Gene Ontology annotation, molecular function: gap junction channel activity. NCBI's taxonomy places the organism in Eukaryota, Metazoa, Chordata, Actinopteri, Cypriniformes, Cyprinidae. Bases 433 to 1716 code for a protein of 427 amino acids. Gene Ontology annotation, cellular component: connexin complex. Gene Ontology annotation, biological process: cell-cell signaling.
CUCAAAGUGACAGUAGCGAUGGCUGGGAACGGGAGACAGCUGCGCUUGGUGAGACCUCGUCUCCACCCUCGAUUUGCCAUGAAAAACUAGGCUUUCUACGAGAGUUUGACCUCGGGUCUAUGUGUGAAGAACUUUUGUGAAUGAAUAAGUUGGCCGGCCACUUUCAAAAGAGUUUGGUAAGCUGGCAGUGCUGCCAGGAUUUGGGAACGGGGGGGAGCGGGGAGGGCUCCUGCUACCUUUGGGAAGUCUGUAUGCUUUCAACGCACUCAAACUGUGGCACCAGUGGCCGCUGGAUAUUGCUUUCUUUAGAUAAGUUUGCCUAGUUCAGUCAAGGGUCAUAGACUUGAUUUAGAACCUUAGUCGAUGGAUUUGCCGCCCUCAAUACAACAUCAUUUUAACUGUACUUUCUCUCUAGGCUAGAAAUCGUGAAGCAUGGGUGACUGGAGCAUUCUUGGACGGCUCUUGGAGAAUGCACAGGAACACUCAACCGUGAUCGGCAAAGUCUGGCUGACAGUACUCUUCAUUUUUAGGAUUCUGGUGUUGGGAGCGGCAGCCGAGGAGGUCUGGGGCGACGAGCAGUCGGACUUCACCUGCAAUACGCAGCAACCCGGUUGUGAGAAUGUCUGCUACGACGAGGCCUUCCCCAUAUCCCACAUCCGCUUCUGGGUGCUCCAAAUCAUCUUUGUGUCCACACCGACGCUCAUCUACCUGGGCCAUGUCCUGCACAUCGUUCGUAUGGAAGAGAAGCGGAAAGAGCGUGAGGAGGAGCUGCGAAAGGCCAGUCGGCUCCAGGAUGAGAAAGAACUCCUGCAUAGAAAUGGAGGGGGAGGGGAGUCUGGUGGACGGGGUGGGGGUGGCGGUGGCAAAAAGGAGAAGCCGCCAAUCAGAGACGAGCAUGGCAAAAUCCGCAUUAGAGGUGCCUUAUUGGGCACUUACGUGUUCAACAUAAUUUUCAAGACCCUGUUUGAAGUGGGGUUCAUUUUAGGUCAGUAUUUCCUCUAUGGUUUCCAGUUGCGGCCGCUGUAUAAGUGUGCGCGGUGGCCAUGCCCCAAUACGGUGGACUGCUUCAUUUCCCGGCCCACGGAAAAGACCAUCUUCAUCAUAUUUAUGCUUGUGGUGGCUUGCGUGUCCCUUUUGCUGAAUUUGUUAGAAAUCUAUCACCUCGGAUGGAAGAAGGUCAAACAGGGCAUGACCAACGAGUUUGCCCCCGACCGCGAGUCGCUGCCCGACGCAGAUGAAACGGAGCCUGGGUCUACUAGAACUGUGCCUGCCACCCUCAGCUACCCGCCAGACUAUACGGAGAUGGCAGUGGGUGGCGGAGCGUUCCUCCAGCCAGUGUCGGUGCCCUCUACGGCCGAGUUCAAGAUGGACUCUCUGCGCGAGGAUUCCUCGCCGUUCUACAUCAGCAACAACAACAACAGGCUGGCUGCCGAGCAGAACUGGGCCAACCUGGCCACCGAGCAACAGACUCGGGAGAUGAACGCUGCCUCCUCCUCCCACUCCUCCGAUAAUAGGUGGCAAGCCAAAGACACCGCUCAGCACGCCGGCACCCCCACCUCCCCUGGCGUUGGUUUGAGCGCUGGGUCGGAGGAGGGGCACGUCACCACCACGGUGGAGAUGCACGAGCCGCCCGUUAUUUUCACUGAUGCUCGACGACUGAGCAGGGCUAGUAAAGCCAGCAGCACGAGAGCAAGGCCCAAUGAUUUGGCGGUGUAGUGGCUCUCCACUGCAAAGCGUAGGUUUUUGUGGACAAAACACAAUACACCAAAAAACAAGAGGAAGUGAGAGGCAUAUUGCUGGAAUGAAAAAAUGUAUUCCAUUCAUUAUUAAUUUCAUUUUGCAACGUAAAAUUGCAAAGAGUUUAGUCAUUUCUUAUGGGCUAAUGAAAGAUGGCUUCUCAAUGCUGGUUAGUGUUAUGCAGUAGUUGAAUGAAGCAGGACACCUGUUAACACCAGAAUCUCAAUGAUUCACUGGAAAAAAUUUCACUUCAUUUAGUUUUAUGACAAGGCCUUAAUGCCAAAAUUUCCAUUCAGUCAGUUCAAUUUAUUAAGUAUAUUGAUUCAAAGUCACCAAAUAAAAAAUGUUUGCAGUACAAUAAUACAGAUUACAAAUAAGCAAAAAAUACAUGUAAUACACAACAUAAAUACACUCUGUGAUUUAAUUGAGUAGAUAAUGACACUCUCGUGUAUGAUUUUAUUUUUAUUUUUGAAGACUUGAAUAGCAUAUGAGAGAAAUGGGAAAAAAAGAAAGUAGUUGAAGUAACUAUUCAGUUACUUGUCAAAUUGACUACACUAGUCAAAUUCAUGAACAUCCAUCUUGAAACAUUUUUUAAAAUGUUCUCUUUGUUGUUCCAGCAUCUGUCUCUACAUUUCCUCACUCUAAAGAGAAAUCAGAAGGUUGAGGAAGAAAAAAGUAAAAAGCACAUUGCCUGAUAAAAGUGGCAAACUUUAAUGCAUCACAAAGAGAAGGUCAUCCAUAAACUGAAACAUGAACAUAUUACUGAGACAAGUGAAAUAUUUAGAUAAAUGUUGUACUACUGAAUGGUGCAGAGUUUUAAUUCUCAUGUGACAUUUGGAUUCCUUAUUGGUUUUUAAUUCAAAAAGUUUGAGCAUUUUCUAAAAAUGUAAGCAAAUGGUUGAGAAUGAGUAAAAAAAACAUUGCUUUUCUGUAGUCAGUUCGUGGUUGCCAAAAAGUUACUUCAAAAUGGACAUAAAAAGAUGCUGCAAGUGUCUUAUGCUGAUAUGAGUUUACCCCCCACCACCACAACAACAUGACAGCACAACAUGAUUUUUUUUCUUUUAGAAAACUGUUCUUGAGACCCAUUGAAACACAAUGUAUGUUGCUUUUAUUAUCAGGUAUAAAUUUCAGCAAUCCAUUUAACAGUCAGCCCUGAAAUAGAAAUGGUACAUUGCUUCAUCACGUAGAGUUUGUGCUUAGGACACUAUUACCAUUGCUUUUAUCAGAUCACAGUAUUUACAGAUGUAUGUUAUUUAUUUUCUGCUGUUUUAAUGUAUCCAUAAAUGAAAGUGUGUUAUUUUGUCAUUUUUCGGUUCUUAAAGUUUACAUUUUAGUAAAAAGUUGAAGAUUUGCACAUUUAGGCAAAAGACACUGUUCAAUAAUUCUUACAUUGAUAGAAAGGCGGAAAUAUUUUUGUCCUUAAAGGAAAAUGUCUUAAUGGUAAAAGUCGUUGUGUUGAUGGCAGUAUUAUUCCACUUAACAUCAAAUGUAAUUUAUAAAACAGCACUUGUAGAGUAAAAGACAUAUACACGUUUCCCAUGUUUUAUUUUAGGACUGUUGUGGUGGCCUGAAAGGACAGCAGAAAAUUUGAACAUUGUGCAUUAUAGCAUUUCAUCCAUUCUGAAUUUGAAUUGGCCAGCCAGCCAGCUCUUUCCUAUCUCGAUCCGUUUGUAGUGUACUUAGGUGCAGCCCAUUAUUCUCAGAUAACACUCAUUUCUUGAACUGAUUUUCUCGAGCAGAGCUGAUUAUUCUGACCAAUCAGGGAAACAAACCACCUACAUAUGCUCAGAACAGCAGCCUGUUUCAAUGCUGUCUUAAGAGAAGUGCCUUGUGUAUUCAAUUUUAUAAGAACAAGUUGAUGUAAAUGUUCAUUUACCUCAAAUGUUUACAA